Molecule: messenger RNA, 2829 nt
Organism: Prunus armeniaca (apricot)
Lineage: Eukaryota; Viridiplantae; Streptophyta; Magnoliopsida; Rosales; Rosaceae
Source: the annotation of a GenBank genome assembly
AUGCAGCAACAAAUAAUGGAGCAACCUGAAGAGGAGCUGAAGGAGCAAUUGCAGACAAUGGAGGUACAAAGAGAUCGAGCAGUUGAUGAACAGAGAGAGAUGAAAAAGGUGGCAGAUGAGGCCAACAUGAGGCUUAGUGAAGAAUUGUCAACUCAGGAGGGAGAUGGGGUGCAUUCGGAAUUGAAUUGGGUGAAGGAUUUAUUGUCUGAUGCAAGGCAAGAUUUGAAGAGUAAAGAGGAGAAUAUUGAGUCUUUGAAACUUGAACUUGGAAAGGCCAAAGAUGCGGAGCUCAAACUGGCAAAGAAUGCGAAAACCUCCGAGGUUCACACACAGACUUUGCUGUCUCAAGGCGCUGAAAGAAUUCGUGAAUUGGAGCUCAAAGCAGAUAAUGCAAAAACCUCCGAGGCUCAGACAAAGGCCUUGUUAGCUGAAAGUAAAAAAAGAAUUCGGGAAUUGGAGGUCAAACUGGCAGAGAAUUUGAAGUCCUCUGAGGCAGAGGCUCACACAAAGGCUUUGUUGUUUGCAAGCGAAAAAAAAGUUAGGGAUUUGGAGCUCAAACUGGCAGAGAAGGUGGAAACCUCCGAGCCUCACACCAAGGCUUUAUUGUCUGAAAGGGAAGGAAGAAUUCAGGAAUUGGAGCUCAAACUGGCAGAGAAGGUGGAAACCUCAGAGUCUCACACCAAGGCUUUAUUGUCUGAAAGGGAAGGAAGAAUUCAGGAAUUGGAGCUCAAACUGGCAGAGAAGGUGGAAACCUCAGAGGCUCGCAUGAAGGCUUUAUUGUCUGAAAGGGAAGUAAGAAUUCAGGAAUUGGAGCUCAAACUGGCAGAGGUUAUGAAGUCCUCUGAGGCAGAGGCUCACACAAAGACUUUAUUGUCUGAGAGUGAAGGAAGAAUUCAGGAAUUGGAGCAUAAACUGGCAGAGAAUGUGAAAACCUCUGACGCUCACACCAAAGCUUUAUUGUCCGAAGGGGAAGGAAUAAUUCGGGAAUUGGAGCUCAAACUGGCAGAGAAUGUGGAAACCUCUGAGGCUGACACGAAGGCUUUAUUGUCUGAAAAUGACGAGAGAAUUCGGGAGUUGGAGAUGGAAAUAGAGAAGAGAAAGCAAUCAGAAGCAAGAAUUCUUGAUUCAUUGAUCACCCAGACAAACCAACUUCAACAAACCAAGGUUUUGCUUGAAGAGGCAAAGUUUGAGAUUGCUUCGAUUCAAAACAAAUUGGAGAAAGGGGAAGAUGAAUGUGCUCAAAAUAGUCAAGAGCGUAGUAUGUCUCAUUAUCAUGAUCACCUCGAAAAUAAUCUUUACAAGAAGGAGGAAUUAGAGAGUCUAAAGUCUGAGAUUCAGCUAACAAAGGAGAGUCUGGUUGAUGCCCUAAAGAAGGAGCAACUUGCUUCAUCCAAGGCUCAGAAAUUACUUGAGGAGAUGGGAGUGCUUAAACGUGAACUGAAGUUGACAGCAGAAGCUGAAGAAAACGGAAAGAAGGCAAUGGAUGACUUGGCUUUUGCACUGAAAGAAGUUGCAACAGAAGCCAACCAGUUGAAAGAUAAACUCUGCGUGACCCAAGCAGAGUUAGAGCACUCAAGAUCACAAGAAGAAUGCUUGAAUUCAAUGUUAAAGAGCAGUGAGGAAAGUUAUAAAGCACUAUUGGAUGAAGCAAAGAAAGAAGCUGAGAGGUACAAAAAUACUUCUGCCAGGUUGAAAAUAGAACACGAGGAGUCAGUUUUGGCAUGGAGUGGGAAAGAAACUGGUUUUGUUGAUUGCAUUAGAAGAGCUGAAGAAGAUAGAUAUGCUGCACAGCAAGAGAACUUUAGAUUGCAUGAGUUGCUUCUGGAGACGGAUAACAGGGCCAUGGUAUCAAAGGAAGAAAAUAGCAAGUUGCGAGACAUACUUAAACAGGCCUUAAAUGAAGCAAAUGUUGCAAAAGGAGCUACAGCCAUUGCUCAAGCUGAAAAUUCUCAGCUGAAAGAUACCCUGACUCAAAAGGAGGAUGCCUUGAAUUUCCUUGCCCGUGAAAACGAAAAUUAUAGGGUAAAUGAAAUUGCAGCUCAUGAAAACAUUAAGGAGUUAAAGCGGUUGCUCAUUGAAUCGUCGAAGAAGGAGGAGAAAGAGAAAUCGCCAUCAAAGGAAAAGGAUGGUAAGAAAGAGGAGAAAGAGAAAACAGCAUCGAAGGAAAAGGAGGGUAAGAAAGAGGAGAAGGAGAAAACACCAUCAAAGGAUAAGGAGUUGAAAAAGGAGGCUAAGGAGAAACUAUCUUCAAAGGAAGUGAAGAAGGAGGUCAAGGAGAAAAAACCACCGAAGGAGUUAAAAAAGGAGGAUGCUGGUAAAGAGAAACCACCAUUGUCAGGGGACGCCAAAAAGGAAGAUAAAGAGAAAACAUCAUCAAAGGAUGAUAAGGAGGCUACAGCAUCUCAAAAUGGAGGCUUAUUUGGCAAAGUUUUUAGUUUCAAUCUCAAGGAGCUCAAAAUUUCAAACAUGCACGAGGAAGUUGAUGAUGAUGAUCAUGAGAUUGAAAUAGAUGAGGCUCUCAAAGGCUCGAUAUUCGAGGUAGAUUCGCCAGGCUCAGCUACACAUCACCGGAGAAAUUCUUCUUUUACAUUCACAGAUGAUGGAGAAACACUCCAUUCAGAUGAUUAUGAUCAUCUAGAUGGGACUCAAGCUGAAAACUCAAGGAAGAAGAAAGCGUUGCUGCGAAGAUUUGGAGAUCUUAUAAAGAGAAGUACUACUUAUACCAAAAAGGAACCAUCACCAUCACCAGAUACCAAAAAGGAACCAUCACCAUCACAGGAUGCCAAAGAGGAAACGUCGCCGACGAAAAGGGAAGCUUCACCGGAAUAG